Musca vetustissima is the source of this 1182-nucleotide messenger RNA. It is a transcript of the gene Kaz, whose product is annotated as E3 ubiquitin-protein transferase MAEA. The record is from RefSeq and is a predicted model, not a curated record. The coding region runs from base 1 to 1182 and encodes 393 amino acids. The transcript has a single exon. Gene Ontology annotation, biological process: proteasome-mediated ubiquitin-dependent protein catabolic process. Gene Ontology annotation, cellular component: nucleus; GID complex; cytoplasm. Gene Ontology annotation, molecular function: ubiquitin protein ligase activity; protein binding. Lineage: Eukaryota; Metazoa; Arthropoda; Insecta; Diptera; Muscidae.
AUGUCGGAAAUCAAGUCCAUGGAACAUGCCACCUUGAAGGUUCCCUACGAAGUGAUUAACAAAAAAUUUCGUGUUGCUCAAAAAUCGGUCGACAGGGAGGUUGAUCAAAUUCAGAACUACUCCAAGGAAGUUGAAAAGGCUUUAAUGCAUCGUCCCGUAAUCUCCGACGUCAGCAAACUGGUGGGCAAUGUCGUACAACGUCUUCAGGUACUCAAACGCAAAUCGGACGAGGCCAUUGGCGAUGAGCUGAAUGCCAGUUUCAUUUGCAAACGAAAAUUGGAACAUUUAAAAGAAAUUGUUCAACGCGACAGCAAUACCAGUGAAGAGGUGUGGCAGGCAUCUAUUGACCAAUGGAAACGCGUACGUAUGGAUCGUAUGGUUAUUGAGCACUUGCUGCGUAUGGGCUACUAUGAGACGGCCGAACGUCUGGCAAAUUAUUCCGACAUUCGCCAUUUGACAAAUUUAGAUAUUUUCCAUACCUCAAGGGAGGUCGAAGAAGAUUUGGCUGCUCACAAGACAACAAAAUGUAUUCUCUGGUGCUUGGACAACAAAUCGAAAUUGAGGAAAAUUAAUUCGAACAUUGAAUUUGAUUUACGUGUACAAGAAUUUGUUGAACUGAUACGUAAAAAUCAGCGCACCGAAGCUGUAGUUCAUGCCCGUAAAUAUUUUCCAGCAUUUGAAAAGACUCAGAUCAAGGAGAUUUGUGAAUGUAUGGCCUUGUUGGCCUAUCAACCAGAUACCACAAUUGAACCCUAUCGCAGUCUGUUCGACAUCAAUCGUUGGAACAAUCUCGUUCUCAAAUUUCGUAAUGAAAACUAUAGACUAUUUCAGCUAUCCUCACAAUCCUUGCUCAGUAUUGCCGUACAGGCUGGCCUGUCAUCGUUGAAAACUCCCCACUGCUACUCGUUCAAUUGCAAGAAUCUAAAUUGUCCCGUUUGUCAAGAAGAUUUUAAUCGCAUUGCCAAGACCUUGCCCUAUUCGCAUUGUGUACAGAGUCGUUUAAUUUGUCGCAUCACUGGUCUGCCAUUGAAUGAACACAAUUUGCCGAUGAUGUUGCCGAAUGGCCAAAUCUUUGGCCAGUUAGCUAUACCCGAAAUAACCAAAGAGAAUGGAACCGUUUUGUGUCCGAUAACGAAUACGAAAUUUACUAAUCCUAAAAUUGAAAAAGUUUUCGUCAUGUAA